Molecule: messenger RNA, 1398 nt
Organism: Daphnia pulicaria
Lineage: Eukaryota; Metazoa; Arthropoda; Branchiopoda; Diplostraca; Daphniidae
Exons: 7
Coding region: 328-1167 (279 amino acids)
Source: RefSeq, a predicted model, not a curated record
UUGAAAUCUAAAUUUAGUUCUCGCUUGCGAACGCUCGAGGGAUGAGUUUUGUUUUGGUGGUUGAGGACUCGAAACAGUUUGCCAUUUAGUUCAGUUUAGUCACGAUACAAAUGCAGCCGACGACGCACACUCCCUAACGCACUCUGUAGACUCAGUAGCCGAACGAGAAGAAAAACUUCCACCUUCAAUAACCAAAUUUGUUCCCCGAUAUAUUUAUUGCUCCUCGUGCAGUUCUUGGAAUAUAAUUACCUCAUACUUCGGAUUCACCGUCUCAGCUGGAAAAAGAAACCAGCCUCAUACUAAUUUAGGCACGAAGAAGAGAUUACAAUGACAGGUCAUUUUUACUACGAUCGACCCAUCAGUCACCGAGGAUACUUGAGUUCUUAUGACAGUUCUUACGGUUGCACGGAUACUUCUUUGUCGCCUUACACGUCAUCACUUCGGAGCAUCUACAUGCCAACGACUUAUUGGAGCACGUAUCAUCCGUCUAUUUAUUCUUCGUACCCACGCGUCUCAAUCUAUUCAGUGACGCCAACUCCUCGGAUACUGACGUAUCACACGGCCAUACCCAGGACCGCACAUCGGCGUUGGUGGAAUUUGAAUGCGUCACCGACUGCUUCAACCCGUGAGCGACUGUUAAGAUACUCGGCUCUCUAUGACGACGAAGACGAUCUAGAGCGCAUCAUGACUCAGGGGCAAAAAUACAAUGCGGUUUCAUCCUUGAAGGAUACCUUCUCCAACACUAUACAAGACAUCGAAGACGAUAUACGAAAUUGGCGCUAUGCGGCUUCGUCAGUCCUUAACCGCUUGACUCCCGUUAAGGCGUCCAACGUGAAGUUGACCCGUUACAACCCGUCUCGCUAUUUGAGUGACAGUAGUGACUUCAAGAGAGACGGGCCUAAGUUCCGACCAUCUUCUUUGAGGUCUUACGAAUACUCAAAGUUCCAAGCACCCAUCUAUGACGCGGGCCGCUCUCUAUACGUGUCUAGUCGUUCGAGGAAUUGGGAUUCGCUAAAGGAUCAAGGUAGUUUGGCGAGCAUCACUUAUCCAGGAAAUUAUCAUCAGUCGAAGUUCAGAGUUCCAAAAUGCUCCGAGGACGACAGCAAAAUCAAACGCGGAAUUUCUAUUUUAUCUCACUACAUACUGCCGCGUAACAAUAUGGAUUAAAUCAGAACUAAACUAUGAAAACUGUAUUGAAGAGAGCGUGACAACUGACAAGUCCCAAACAUAAUAAUUUCUUCUCGCUAAAUAAGAACACUAAUUUUCAAAUGAAGGUAUAACUUAACGCUAUACAUUGUUCUACAUCUUAUAUAGGGUAACGCCGAUGCUCAAAUGUUAAUCUUGGCUAAAAAUAAUAGCUCUUGUUAGCAGCUGAGAAUCGGAAUGCCCAAUUAUUUA